AUGGCGGGGACGACGGAUGACGUGAUUAGAAGUUUAUGCAAUGAAUGUGUUGUGGAUUCCACUGGGUCUCGCAGUGAUCUUCUUCUUAGAUUGUCCGGUGAAAUGAAAUCCAGGCAAACGUAUGACAAAAUCUAUUCAAAAAUCUGGAGUGCCACUGGAGGCUGGGGAGUCAUUAUGUGCCCCUGUGGAAUUGUUUACAGUCUAAAAUGCAAUCUUCGAGCUGAGAGCCAUCAAGAUUUUGCUGAUUUGCUGUUAUCAUGGCAUCAUAUGCCUAAUGUCAUAAUUUAUGACUUUGCACAGGCUCUCUCAAAACACACCAAUCUAAGGGCACCAGAAAAGCUACCCAUCUCUCCAUUUGAAGGACGCCUGGUGGAACCCACUCAAGAUAACACCGAACUGGCCAAGUGUGGACAGCUGAAAGUGUCCCUGCCCUGGCUGGAUGAAAAACCCAGAGGCACAGAAUCAGAUCCUCACGGACACCCAGUGACGGGUUCAUCUGAUCAUUACGUACUUUGUAACCGUUUUCAUGAAGGCAGCACAGAAGAUGGAGAUGUUCUGAGGAAUGGCUCCGCCCCGAGGCCGCUGCAUCAGUGGCUCCGCCCCGGUCAGGUUGAUGCUGUUGCGCUGGAAAGCGGAGCUUGUGCACAAUAG
This is a messenger RNA of Sinocyclocheilus grahami, 651 nucleotides long. RefSeq lists its product as uncharacterized. The coding region runs from base 1 to 651 and encodes 216 amino acids. The record is from RefSeq and is a predicted model, not a curated record. The transcript has 4 exons. NCBI's taxonomy places the organism in Eukaryota, Metazoa, Chordata, Actinopteri, Cypriniformes, Cyprinidae.